This is a messenger RNA of Fukomys damarensis (Damara mole-rat), 522 nucleotides long. Its product is annotated as zinc finger CCHC domain-containing protein 10-like. NCBI's taxonomy places the organism in Eukaryota, Metazoa, Chordata, Mammalia, Rodentia, Bathyergidae. The transcript has a single exon. Bases 1 to 483 code for a protein of 160 amino acids. Gene Ontology annotation, molecular function: nucleic acid binding; zinc ion binding. The record is from RefSeq and is a predicted model, not a curated record.
AUGGUGACUCCCAUGCAUCGGCUAAUAGCCCGGAGACAAGCUGAAGCCAAUAAGCAGCAUGUAAGGUGUCAGAAAUGCUUGGAAUUUGGACACUGGACUUAUGAAUGCACUGGAAAAAGAAAAUACCUACAUAGGCCAUCAAGAACAGCAGAACUAAAGAAAGCUUUAAAAGAAAAGGAAAACAGAUUAUUAUUACAGCAAAGCAUUGCAGAGACUAAUGUAGAAAGAAAGACCAAGAAAAAAAGGUCCAAGAGUGUAACCAGUUCCAGUAGCGAUAGCAGUGACAGUUCAGCCAGUGACUCUUCGUCAGGGAGUGGAGACACAUCUACCUCCUCAGCGGGGGAGGAGGACAGUGACUCUGACGGGAGCUCCUCCAGCGCGUCAUCCUCAGCCUCCUCCACAACCUCCUCCUCCUCGUCCUCCUCCGGACUCGGACUCGGACUCCAGCUCUCCCAGCAGCAGCAGCACGGAGAGCACCUCUGAGGACGAGCCACCGAAGAAGAAGAAGAAGAAGUAGAAUUU